AUGAUUUUCUUAGUCUCUUUGUCACGGCUGACAGAUUUUGUGUUAAUAUCUCAGUUACCAAGUGAAGCCAGCAGCAGUCAACAGCAAGUCCCCACUGCAUUCAAGAACUUCUCAAUGUCGCAAAAGGAUAAAACUCUCGAUGAACUUGUGAAGGACAAAUGGCUGUGCCGCACAGGAGAAGGCAACAUCGGAAUUGGUAUAAGAUCUCUUCUCGACCUGCGCAGUUGGUUCAGGAACAAUGAUGUUCCUUCUUGUGAGGUCUGCAAUGAAGCUGGAGUAAAGGCGGAUUUGUGUCCAAGCGAAGGUUGCACUGUCCGGAUUCACAAGUACUGCCUCAAAAACUUGUUAUCUCAAAGGGAUGAUAAAGUUUGCUCUGGCUGCGGUAAGCCGUGGCCUUUGAGUAGAAUAACAAAAGAAGAAGCUGUUGAAGCCGCAGCGAAUGAUGAGGAGGAGGAAGACGAGACACAAGCCACAGCUCCAAGGUCUAAGAGAAGAAAAGUUAGGAGCCAGAGAGAUUCAGCUGAAAAUGGUUCUUCCCAAGCUUCUUUAGCAUCAACUAGUGGUACCACUGGGAGAAGAGUGACUCGUAGCGUUGCAAACUUGAGGUAA
Molecule: messenger RNA, 609 nt
Organism: Microthlaspi erraticum
Lineage: Eukaryota; Viridiplantae; Streptophyta; Magnoliopsida; Brassicales; Brassicaceae
Source: the annotation of a GenBank genome assembly